Cyclopterus lumpus (lumpfish) is the source of this 6593-nucleotide messenger RNA. RefSeq names its product Rho guanine nucleotide exchange factor (GEF) 1b (gene arhgef1). Gene Ontology annotation, molecular function: guanyl-nucleotide exchange factor activity; G protein-coupled receptor binding. Bases 334 to 3507 code for a protein of 1057 amino acids. Gene Ontology annotation, biological process: intracellular signal transduction; G protein-coupled receptor signaling pathway. NCBI's taxonomy places the organism in Eukaryota, Metazoa, Chordata, Actinopteri, Perciformes, Cyclopteridae. The record is from RefSeq and is a predicted model, not a curated record. Gene Ontology annotation, cellular component: cytoplasm. The transcript has 32 exons.
AGUCGAGCUGUAAAACACAAAGAGUCAAGAGUCGGGCCAACGUUACGCUGGACGCAGCUGUUGUUCUGAGACACAUUAUUUUACAACGCCAAAUCGUGACUUUCGCCAUCAGUUAGUCGAUCACCCUUGCGUGUAUGUGUGUGCGUGUACGUGUGUGUGUGUGUGUGUGCGCGCGCGCGCGUGCGUGUUUUUUUAUUUGUACUUCCGCAUACAAUGUUUUUUUCCCCCCACUGACACACGGCAACUUUCGGACAGGAAACUUAUUUGACGCUUCGGCUGUCGCUGUCUCUGUAUUCACUGGGCGUGUUUGGGGCUCAGCGCUCUAACCCAGCCAUGAGCAUCAUCGGGGCUGAGGAUGAGGAUUUCGAGAAUGAUCUGAAUGAUGAGAUGGGCGACUACUGCAAACACUUCAACAAUAUAGACCAGUUCAAGGAUCGGCCGACCCACCUGCUUGUCUUCAUACAACAUGUCAUUCUACAGUUUGACCCGGCUCCGCUGCUGUGUUACCUCCAUGCUGACCUCUUCAAUAACCUCAGUGCCAAAGAGACCAAGAAGCAAUUUGUGGAGUUCUACAACACCUUCUUGGACAAGGGUGCAAUUCUCAGAGUGUUACUUCCUCCUAAUGUAGCCUAUGAAUUGGACCGAACCCGUUCAGAUCUGCUCCAUGAGGACACCCAAAGACGCUAUGCUCAGGAGGUUCAGAGCCUGCAGGCUGCUGAAGUGGCCAAACAGCUUGAAGAUUUCAGGCAGAAGAGGAUGAUGGGUAUGACACCCAACGAGGCUGAGCUCAUUGACGUGGAGAAUCACUAUCCCACCGACCGCAUCCCGAUGGAGAUGAAGGAGAAGUCUGUAGCUGAGAACCUGCUGGACAGGAUGUCUGAGACACAACCUUCAAUUGUCUCAGACGAGGAAAAAUGUCAAUCCAUCUUUUCAGCGGUGGCGUACUUCAUGAAGCACCUUGGGGUUAAAACCAGGGCAGUUGACAGUAAGAAGUCCAGAGGAGGCUUCUUCAGGAGACAGCUGGUAAAGAAUAAGAAGGAUGAAUCCACAAAGACCAAGCCCAGAGGGGGGUUUCCUGGCAUCCCGAGCUGGAUUGCAGGCAACACUGACGUCAAACCUAAAAUGGAGGCUGAAGCGGAAAAAGAGAAAGUGAAUCCAGAGCGUAAGGGUCCAGCUCCCGGCAGAGGCUCCUUGACCGACCCUGCAGCUCCUUUCCUCAACAGCAGAAAGUCUGGUUCCAGCGGAAGCUCCUCCUCCGUGCCUGGGUUAGAGAUCAGUGAUGGGUCGGGCAACAACAUCUGCACCACCAACAUCCCAGAGUCCUCACACAUGGAUGGCCUCUCAAGCAAUCGCUUAGAGCCACCGACCGUGUCAGACGGGGGCGACGUGUCCCCCAUCAGCCUGGGAGGAGGGCUGACCGUCGGGGAGCCCCUCUCCCCGAUGGACACUCCCACAGAGGAAAAUGUGGAGAAAGAUAGACAGAAGACAAGGAAAGUGGCGCGUAGCGAGAGUGCCCGCGUGGAACGCCGCUCCUCUCGGCGCCGCGGCUCGUCCCGGGCCAAACAGUCUCGCUCUCGUAGUGAUGUGGACCUCCAGCCGCCUUCUGCCCUGACAACAACACCUGCACCGCUCACCCCCCAGCACCUCCAUCCUUUUGAUGGACCAUUCUCACUUCCUGAAGUGCCUGGCCACUCCCCAACCAGUCCCUCUCCACAGCUGGAGGAGAUGGAGCCACGCCUCUUGGAGUUUGAGUCGGACCCACCCAACUGGAGGGAGCUGGCCUCCCCUGAAGGCCUGUCUAGUCUCAACAAGAAAGAGAUCAAGAGGCAGGAGGUCAUCAAUGAGUUGUUUGCAACUGAGCAUGCACAUGUGCGGAUGCUAAGUGUCCUUCAGAUGAUCUUCUCCAAGCCUUUGGAGAGAGAGGAGCUCCUGACCUCCACUGAGUUGUCCGCCAUCUUCCCGAACCUGGAUGAGAUCAUUGAAAUGCACUAUAACUUCUACGAGAGCCUGAAGAAGCUGCGCUUAGAUGACAACUUCAUAGUCAAAUCUAUCAGCACCACAGUGCUCAACAGAUUUGAAGGUACAGAGGGGGAGUGGUUCCAGAAAUUGACGGCCCGGUGUUGCAGUCACCAGUCCUGGGCCUUGGACCAGAUCAAGAGCAGGCAGAAGAAAGAUCCACGCUUCAACUCCUUUAUACUGGAGGCAGAGAGUAAGCCCCAAUGCCGCAGGCUGCAGCUCAAGGACAUCAUUCCCAUAGAGAUGCAGAGACUGACCAAAUACCCGUUGCUGCUGGAGAAUAUUGCCAAGAACACAGAGGACCCAACAGAGAAGGAGAGGAUCCAGCAGAGCGCAGAGUGCUGCAGAAAGAUCCUCAACCAUGUCAAUGAGGAGGUCAAAGUGAUGGAGAACCUAUUGACCCUGAAGGACUACCAACGUAGACUGGACACAUCAGGGCUCAAACCCAGUAAUGACCUUUAUACAGAAUAUAAGAACAUCGAUCUGACUCAGAAGAAGAUGCUCUAUGAAGGCUCUGUGACCUGGAGAGUCACAAAAGAAAAAGCAAUUGAGGUGCAGUGUGUGUUGCUUGGGGACCUGCUGGUGCUCCUACAGAGGCAGGACGACAAGAUGGUCCUCAAAUGCCAGAGCAAGAGUAACAUUGCCGUGCAGGAGGGCAAGCAGAUGCUGAGCCCCAUCAUCAAGCUGGGCUCAGUCUUCCUACGAGAGGUGGCCACAGAUCGGAAGGCCUUCUACGUGAUAUUUACCUGGGACAGCGGUGCUCAGAUCUAUGAACUGGUGGCUCAGUCUCUUGGAGAGAGGAAACUCUGGACCGAGGUGAUAAAGUCAGCAGUGGAUGAUCUGAAGAAGAGUGAAGCUCCCAUGAGGUUGGCGCUGCCUCCUGGAGGAGCUCUCUUCAGUCCCACCACGCUGACUGCCCCUUUGAGCCCGACUGAGAAUGGGGGUUUGAAAAGCAGCAGUGAUCGAGAUAAAGACAGCUUGACAGAUGACAAGUCUUUAGACCCCAGGCACAGGCUGAUUGAUUUCCUGUCAGACAAAGGCUUCGACUUGAUAGGCCACUCCAACAGCGAUCAGGAGAAUGUGGCCAACAGUGCUUUGGACCAAGUCAUGUCUCUGAAGAGGCUGUUGGUCGGCAGCAUCAGUCUAUCAGAAGACUCGCAGGCUGAUGGAGAAAACGGAGAGGAGCAUUCGGAGAGGCCCAGUCAAGAAAUGGAUCGCUGUCAAUCAACAGAAGAAAGCCAGACCAUAGACAGGGGAGCGGAGGAGGAGAACGUCAACUCUUGUGAAAAAGGAGGUGCAGGGAUGAAGGGAGAGGAGGAGAGGAGCAUCAGUGCGCCCCUGGUGCUGUCCCAGGAGAGGAUGGAGGAAGUGUGCAGGAGGCUCCACAGUCUGGAGGAACAACUAAAGAGACUGCAGACUGUAGAAGAGGAGCACCACAGGCUGCAGGAGGCCCUUUCCAAGUUCUCACUGGAGGGGGGCAACUUCCAUUGAGACACCAUCACGCCACCUGCUGGCUACUAGAUUUUUACUGGUGCUAGUUUGGAGUGCAAGAGUGACUUUCAGAAGCUUCCGUGGAAAUUCCUCAAAGUCAAGCCUGGACCCUUUGCUGCAUUAGGGGGCUUUAUGCUCAGUGCAGUGGUUCAGUGAUGGGGCAUGGGAGGGUGCGUGCAUGUGUAUGUGUGUCUGUUUGUGUGCGUGCGUGCUUGGUAGAGAGGUAUACAAAAAGACCUUUCAAAAAACAGGACAUCCUACUUUUGAGUGGGAGAUUGUUUUUGCAUAGGUGCCAAAAAAACUGAAGCAAUAUUUUGCAGUGAGAGAGACGCUGCCUAAUAACAUGUAGUGAUUACAAUCUGCUGUAACACACAUACGCACACCAGAGACAUGCACGCUAGAAAAGAAUUGACAUUAUUAGCAGAUGUGCAGUAAAAGAGAAAUCCUAUGCCUUUCCCUGCCAGGUUAGCUAUAACCAGGUGGAAGCCUUAAGGGGCCAAUGUAGCGUUUGAAGAUGUAUUGAAAUACUACUGCUGAUAUAUAGUGUUAUUUCUAGUCUAUGCCAAAGUACCACAGAGAUGCACUUUUUUUCUGAUCAAAGUUCGCAAAAUGUAUUUACUUUUUAUUUUUAUUCCGUUUUGAACAGUUUGGCUUCAUGUAGGCAGACCUCAUUAUUGAGAAGAUUGCAUGCAAGAAAGUGUGUGUAUGUGUGUUACAAAGUUUUUAACUAAGGAUGUGCUUGUUUGGAGGGUUCUUACUGUUAUUUGGACAUUUAUAAAUAGUGACACUAGGUAAUCAUGCUGUUAUUAAUGGUGAUGAUGGUUUGUAUUUACCGCUUUUAUUUAUUCCUAUGAGUUCUGAUGGGGCAGUGAGUUAGUUGCCUUGCCUGAGUGAAAGUGUCACAACACUAGGCCCCCCCAAAGACAUGGCAGAGCUUUGCGUUAGAGAAAAGGCAAAACAUAAGAAGGCAAACCUAGAAUGUGUAACGAAGAUCAAAGUAAAGGGUGAAGACGAAAGCUGGCGGGAUGAGGAGUGAGUUUAGAUGUUGCUUUGGUUUAUUUAAAGCCGGCUUGAAUCAAUGGGUCAUGAGACGAUGUGUAGAACAUAUGAGAUUAGGAGUUGGCUCACUGUACUGAAACAUGUAGACACACACACACACACACACACACACACACUGAGAGCACAGUGCAAGUGUUCACAAAGGUCAUUCGGUGGCAGCAACAUGUCUGCAGCGUCACCUUUCCCCAGAUCCACACAGCUCCUGAUAGAAAACACAGACUUAAGAUGGUGUUAUAAAUUAUAUUAUGUAACUUUAGUUUCACAUGUUAUUAGCAAAAGAUUAUAUUCUUCCCUGGUAGCAACUCUUGUAUCAAAGCUGAGCUCUGUCUUUGUUUUUUUUAUUCAGCAGUUGAUUGUAAUUAUUAUUAUGAUGAUAUCAUUUCUGAGUAGUGGCACAGCUGUCAGAGGACCAAAGACAUAAAGCACCGUUAGAGCUUCAUACGAGCUUCAGGACAUCUGUGUGGUAGCAUGACACCUAAUGCUAAUGCAGGUAGCGCGGCCUGCAGUUGCGUUUCUUCUCCUCAAACUUCAACAUGUGGCAACUUGAGUGAAGGGAAGCAGCUGUUUUUCGAUAAAUACUGAGAUGAAGAAUGUUCGACUGCCCCAAGCCUUAUUACCAAACCCAAGCUGUAGAGCUAUGAUGUCUUGCAUAUGCAUCAAAUUGUUGUGUUAAUAAGUGUGACUAUAAGCCGGUGUGAAUGCUACAAGCUGUACUGUUCUGACCUGCAUAGAGGACGGUUAUUAAACGCACCAUUGGAUUUGUUCCAUCAAGACGGUGAAGCCAGAUGAGGAAACAAAGGAAACGUUGGAGGAAGGAAAACUGCUCUCGCCAGCGCUGUGAUCAUGAUCACUUCCUGAUAUGCAUUCACCCCCUGUUGUUGCUCCAACAACAAAUGCCCCUGUUGACCCCACUGAACCACAUUGUGAACUUGUGCAAAUGUUGGUGCAUAAGUCACAUGAGUUUGUGUUUGAACAUUACUGCCAUCUCUCUCCGCAUGUCUUCCUCUUGUAAAAUGUACAUAGAUGUUAGCUUGAAGGAUUUUUUUUCUUUUUUGAGAUCACAUAAAUUAGCCCCCCUCUUUUUGUUUAUUGAGCUUAUUGGCUACUACUCUUGAUAACACCCUCACCUGUGAUAGCAUGUUCACCGUUUCCUACUGCACAGUUUUUCCAUAUGUUGUUGUGUAUUUCUUUUGAUUUACUUAAACGGGUCUGGGAAGGUGUUUUUUUUAAUACUAUUUGUCUUUGGUUCUCAAACAAGCUUUGUAAUUAUCUAUGGUGAGAGAGACGGGACUUGUCUAACUUGUCUAUGCAUGAAUGAAUUUAACAAUUAUGCAAAUAUUGUGUUUUUUGGUGUGCACGUUAUUAAAGCACAACCCUCUAUACUGUGGCUAUCCAGCUUUCCGAUGGGAUACAUUCAAACGGAUCGUCUCAACCAGAGAUUUUUAAUAGUCAAACUGCAGUGAUCAGCAGGUGAAAGCCAGUUCACACCGGCUCACAGUGAUGCCUUCACUUACCGACUGCUGCAGGCACUUCUUGCUCUCUGUCCUCCGGAUGCCUUUCCUCAUGCAUUCUAUAUACAAGUACCUAGAUGUAUAGAAAAUGUAUUUAUAGAGUGGUGCCUUGUUCCAAUGAUCAAGUUGUUUUCUUUUCGUUUUAUUUGGGCUAUUUUUCAUGGGAGGACAGUGAAAUCGACCUUGGAGAGUGAGAGACGUUGACAAAAUGACUAAUAACGGUCGAGAGAUCAUCCCAAGAUUCUGUUUUUGUGUCCACCUCCAAUACAGCAAACGGGUUUGAUCCCUCCACCAACUCAGCCAGCCAGGGCCCUGUAUGGAAAAGAAACUGCUCCUUGUCAUACAGGCAUCUGCCAUCAUGUCUAUAAAUAAUGAAUAUGCAAGAACUAUACUGUGUAUUUGGGUUUUGAUUUUUUUUUAAUCAAUUCAGAGGCUCUUUAAAGAUGUAUACUUAAGGAAAAUUGUGGUACGUUGUGUUUUUUAAUUCAUUUUUUUUAAAUAAAUUGGGGAAAUAAA